CAACAUCAUCCAGGCACCAUGGCUUGCAAAAUCGCUUUCUUCACCGCCGCCCUCUUCCUCAUCCUCGCGCUGUCUCAGGCGGCGCCUGCUGAAGAAAAACCAGUAGAAACCUUAAAUGUCGAAGCUGAGAAGGAUGAUUUAGAAACUGCUGAAAAAGAUGACCUUAAAACUGCAGCCUCACAUUGGGGCGGACAUUGGGGUGGUUAUGGCGGACAUUACGGACACUGGGGUUACCCAUCCUACUAUGGCUAUGGUUGGGGCUACCCUAGCUACGGUUACGGCUACUGGCCCUACGGUGGUAUCUACGGCCACGGAUAUGGCGGCUAUGGCCAUUACGGUUGGUGGUAGGACAAUUUUACAUAGAUAUCGAUUCUAAUGCCAGUAUUAACUAUAAGGAAAACGUUCGAAAUGCGAGUAACUAAGUUGAGAUUGAUAGAUUUAUUUCAGAAAAUAAUAUUACAUGUAUACCUAUAUAUCUAAUUUUUAAAGAUAUUUGUAAUGUACCACACUCGAUAUUUCUGUACACUGUGUAUUCUUAUUUUUCUUUGUUUAACAGAGGUACCAUCGAACUUUAUGAGUCGUGUGUGGGCAAUCUCAUAACUUGCCGGUAAAUGUGUAUAUUACUAUGUUAAGGUUUAUCUAUAAUAGCUUUUACUGACAAUGUUUUGUGAAUUUUAUUUUCGUUAUUUCUUAUUUAUAUAUUCAUUAAAGUGAACC
Molecule: messenger RNA, 717 nt
Organism: Spodoptera exigua (beet armyworm)
Lineage: Eukaryota; Metazoa; Arthropoda; Insecta; Lepidoptera; Noctuidae
Source: the annotation of a GenBank genome assembly